This is a messenger RNA of Neurospora tetraspora, 495 nucleotides long. RefSeq lists its product as uncharacterized. Bases 70 to 399 code for a protein of 109 amino acids. The transcript has a single exon. The record is from RefSeq and is a predicted model, not a curated record. Lineage: Eukaryota; Fungi; Ascomycota; Sordariomycetes; Sordariales; Sordariaceae.
AAGCUGCUUCUCGAUACUGGCAAGGUUGACGCAGAUCCUAAGGAUAAGAAUGGACAGACAGCGCUAUAUAUGGCGAUAGAGAAGGGGCAUAAAGCGGUUAUUAAGCUGCUUCUCGAUACCUCCGCUUUUGCAAGAGCUUCAGAGAUGAAGGUCUCGGCGAAGGACGUGAUGGGGCCGGAGGCAGCAGGGGAGGCGGUGGUGGUGUGGGCGGGACGGACUUCCUCGUCUGCAGUCCGGGCUCUCUUGGCCGACUGCACCGUCGUGGAGGGCGGGGGCGGGACGCAAAGGGUGUCCGGCAGAGGGGUAACCGGCGUCAUGACUGGCGGUAUCGGUUUGGGCGCCCCAAGGGGCGAAGGCGUAGACAUUUCGGAGUUGUGGUUGUUGGGAUAUCGACCGUGAAAACGGCGAUUUUUGGUGGUGUUAAGGGUUUUGCGGGCAACCUAGCGUUAACACUAACACUUGGCGCCAAGACUUUUCGUUGUAGGAGGAAGAUUG